This is a messenger RNA of Rubroshorea leprosula, 680 nucleotides long. The record is from the annotation of a GenBank genome assembly. Lineage: Eukaryota; Viridiplantae; Streptophyta; Magnoliopsida; Malvales; Dipterocarpaceae.
CUUGAAAGUUAAUUAUGUGAGUCAAAAUUCUGCCAAGCUUUUCCAGAAUAAACUCAAGCCUCUUAAGGAAAACAAUGCCUUCAAGAAAGGCUUCUUUCAAGAAAAGUCAGCCUUGUUACCAUUGUGGUAAGAAAGGUCACUUUAUUAAAGAUUGCAAAUUUAGGAAUAAUGCAAAGAACUUCGGUUCUGGCACCAGUGUAGAAACAAGCAACAAGGCAAAUUUGAUUGAGCAUGAAUUGGUUGCUAUGGUUUUUGAUAUGCAAGUCGGGAUGGUGACUGAAUUGAACAUGGCAAAUCCAACCAAGUCUAUGGAUUGGUGGUUGGAUUCUGGUGCAACAGUUCAUGUGUGCAAUAACAAAGCACAAUUCAAGUUUUAUGAAGAUUUGAAGGAACUAAGGAAGUGCUUAUGGGAAACAAUGUCACAGCAAAAGUUCUAGGCAAAGGCACAGUGGAAUUAAGGUUCACUUUGGGCCACAAAUUGACCUUGGUUAAUGUUUUCCAUGUGCCUGAUAUUAGAAAGAACUUGGUGUCUAUAAAUAUGUUGUGUAAAAGGGGCUUGAGGGUUGUCUUAGAAUCAGACAAGGCCAUUAUAUCAAAAAAUGGCAACUUUGUGGGGAAAGGUUAUUCUUGUGAUGGAAUGUUCAAAUUGAGUAUUAAUGAAAUAAAUAAUGUUUCUGCUA